AUUCUCGGUGUUUCCUACUAAUAUCACACCCAUCUGCUGAUGAGCUGUAUAUAUAUAUGCGUGUUUUGACGAAUAUCCCAGUCGUGUUUUGUUUGAUUAUUCAGUAGUCAUAUCAGUCCUGUACCAUGUUGUCUAAGAGAUUCAAUACAACUUCUCUUUGCCAGAUCGGACUCGACUUCUAUGAGUUUUUGAAGGAGUCUAAUCGAGCAUCCAUCACAGAGAGAAUUGAACUAAGGGACAUUUACAACGAUGAGUUCAGAAGCAGGACUCCAGGGUCAAAAGAUCCAAACUUUGGUUCAGUUCUUCAUGCCCUGAAAGUGUCUCGCAAAAUAACAAGACGAAAAGACAAGAUCCGCUUCAACGCCACGGUCAAAGCCGUUUACGUGGACCAGUGGCAUUCGCACAGUGUUCGUAGACCAGAGCCUGUCCAGUGGGGAGCAGCUAGUCCACAGGAUGUACAGAAUGCCAUCUCUGGAGAUGAAGCAGAGACAGGAGUUCGAGCUCGUAGGAGACUGGCAUGUCUUCUGAAGACCAGCCUGCAGACACACAGGACUCAGUUCAUCUCUGACAAACGUGGCAUCUGCAUCAGCUCCGACCAUGAGUUUGACAACGGGACACUUAGCUUGCGCGUGGAUGAAACGUAUGAGUGCACAGUUAAUCUGACAGUAGAAAACACUGGAACAGAACCUGUGUAUUUCACCUACUACACCCCACUGCACUGGCUCAGGCACUUCACACUGAGAGAUGAGAGAAAAGUGACCAAGACAAACCCUCUGUGUCUAAAACCAGGUCAAAGCUAUAAUGUCCAGGUUCUCCUCCGCUGCGAAACAGUUGGUUUCUAUCCAGCCGCACUUGCAUUUGAAUUCAAACCAGACCUGGAGUCCACCACUGCGUUCCACAUUGUGCGCUACAUUGAGGCCCAGUGCAUAACUGCCUUAGGACUGGAGCUUGCACCUGUAGCCCCCUACAGACCUCUCCCGCUCCCUGCCUGGACUCCUAAAGUUGAUUACAACAUUGUGGAUGGACAGAGACCUGAAGGGCUGUCAGUAAUGCAGCUACAAAAUGUGGUUGAGCUGAAACCAUAUCGAAUCCCAGGGUAUAUGGACCAGCUCAUCCAGUCACUGAACAUCCCCACUUACUGCUCUGAUAGAAAGAACGUGCUGGAGAGUGACUUGAGCUGGGAGAACUACCAUGAGAAGUUUCAGCUGCAGCUGUUUCUGGAGGAGCAACAGAUGGAGGUUGACAUCAAGAAAUACAACAUCCCCAACAACGACAGAGAGCCGGCUGUCAUGACUAGAGAUCGUUCCAACAGCAAACUUCUUGUUCUGGAGGUACCUGGUGUCUCUGAGAACCGCCCAUCUGUGCUCAGAGGGGAUUCAUUGCUGGCCUAUCCUGUCGGAGAAACAAAGGUGAAAUACCGCGGCUAUGUCCACAGUGUGCAGCUGGACAGCGUCAGACUCGGCUUCAACUCACAAUUGCUGUCUCGUUUCAUAGAUGGCAUGAAGUUCCACGUCGAGUUCACUGUGAACCGCCUGACUAUGCGUGUUCAGCACAGAGCGGCUGAGCUGGCAGUUGAAUACGGCAUUCGAGAGGUGUUGUUCCCUUCAGCAGGCAACCUCUACUCUCUGCAACCCGAGCUUCCCCCUCUAAAGCUGUUUGACUCAAAACUAGAGAGAAACGAAGAGCAGUACAAGGCUGUUCAACACAUUGUAGCUGGCACAUCCAAACCUGCCCCUUACCUGGUGUUUGGCCCUCCUGGAACAGGGAAGACUGUGACUGUGGUGGAGGCCAUCAAACAGAUAGAGAAGAGGCAGGACUCCUGUCACAUCCUGGCCUGUGCUCCCUCCAACAGUGCUGCCGAUCUGCUCUGCAAGAAGAUUCUGGAUCAUGUGGACAGGAAUAAAGUGUUCCGCAUGUACGCCAGCAGCAGGGAUCCAAGAUAUGUUCCAGUAGAAAUCAAGGAUUGCACUAACCUGGUUGGGGAAUGUUAUGUUUAUCCUGCAAAAGAAAAGCUGAUGGAGUAUAAGAUCAUGGUCACCACACUGUUAACUGCUGGAAGGAUGGUCUCCGGAAACAUCCCUGCUGGUCAUUUCACUCACGUGUUCGUGGACGAGGCAGGACAUGCCAUUGAGACUGAAUGCAUAGUCCCCCUGGCAGGACUACUCAGUGCAGACACUUGCCAGGUCGUUCUUGCUGGAGAUCCCAAGCAGCUGGGGCCCAUUCUUCGAUCCCCCUUCGCUCUGAAAUACGGCAUGGGAGUGUCCCUUCUGGAGCGACUGAUGAAUAACUUCCCUCUGUACGAGAAAAACGAGGGCGUGUUUGACAACCGUUUUGUCACAAAACUGCUUCUCAACUACAGGUCCCAUCCUGCCAUUCUGGAAGUUCCCAACGAGCUCUUCUAUGAUGGAGAGCUGCAGGUUUGCGCGGAUGAAAUGUUGCGCAACUCCUACUGCAGAUGGGAAUAUCUCCCAAAGAAGGGCUUUCCCGUGAUCUUCCAUGGUGUGAUGGGUAUCGAUGCACGUGAGGCCAGCAGUCCUUCAUUCUUCAAUGUGGCAGAGGUGGAGGUGCUCAUGAGCUACGUGCGGAAACUACUGGAGACACAGGGGAAGAGUCAGGGCACCCUCGCACCCAGAGACAUUGGCAUCAUUGCACCUUACAGGAAACAGGUGCAGAAAAUCCGAAAGGCACUGGAAAAAGUUGAGAAAGACUUUAAGUUUAAGGACAUGAAGGGCCUUAAGGUUGGUUCUGUCGAGGAGUUCCAAGGUCAGGAGAGGAAAGUGAUCAUGGUGUCCACAGUUCGCAGUAGCCCUGAUUAUGUUGAGAUAGACCAAAAGUUCAACCUCGGCUUUGUCAAGAACGAGAAGAGAUUCAAUGUCGCUGUGACUCGAGCUAAAGCCCUGCUGAUUGUUGUGGGAAACCCCAGAGUGCUGAGUACUGAUCCUACCUGGGACCGGUUCAUCCAGUACUGCCAAGAUGAAGAAGGUUACACUGGUUAUGUCCCCACAGAAGACGAGGAGGAUGUGGUGACGAGGCUUUCUGCCCUCUACAUUGAGAUCAAGGAACAAGUGGAGACCGCAGAGAGCGGCACUCAGCAGCUCCUGGACCCUGAGUGGAGGAAUGACCUGUGAGGGAAAGGAAAACCCAGACUUCCAUCCUGAGCACUUGAAAGGAUUAAUUUAGCUUCUUGUUGGGUAAAUUUAUAUCCUAGAGGCUUGAAACAAAAGCUUCAAAACAAGAUUUCUACAUUUAUUGUAUCAAGUUCCCAUAAAAGCUCUUAUUCAUAUUAUAUUUGUAAUACAGAAACAUUCCUAAAUAUGAAUGUACAGGUUUGUAAUGUUUUAAUAACACUGGACUUAACCAAAGAUGCGUAAUAUCAGGGAGGUGAAUCAGGUUAAGAGCAGAAGCUCGUCACCAGCUACCUCAGUGGUUUGCAAGAGCAACACUUUCAGAGGAGCAAACCUUAGUUUCACACCGAGUGAUUAUAAACUAUUUGUAGACAGUAAAUAUUUGUUUUAAAUGACUUAUUUAACAGAUUUAUUUUUCUAUUUUAUAUAAAUUUCCAACAGAUAGUGACAGUAACUGAAACCCCUUAUUUAUAUGCACUGCACUUGAAAAAAAUCACCCAGCUGUAUUCUGGUUGGCUGCAUGUGUGAACGCAAACAUCAGAUUUUUCAACCUUACUGUAUACCUGCCAGCUCACUGGUAAAAAGUCUUCAAGAAGUAAAGGUGAGAACGCAGUAUGUAAUUGUAAUAGCAGAAAAAAAAUCACUGCUACUGAGUGAGAAGGGUGAUGACAUCAUUCUUUUCUUUGCUUCAUACUUUCCUGCUGUCACUGAGUCACUAGAGAAGAAUCUGAGUAGAGCCCUCAGUACCUGAGUCCCAGCCUGAGUUAAAACGUCACUUUAAUCAUUAUUCAUUACAGGUAGGACCACUGUUUCAUUCCAAACUAUUCACUGUAUGAACCUGGACUGACUCUGAGACCUUUCUGAUGUGCAGACAACAAGUUCCAGUUAACAUGCUGACUGAUUCUGUUGGCAUGUCUGGAGAUUUGAAUUAACAGUGAAGUUAACGUGGUGUGUCAGGGAUAAACGUGCACUGCGCCUCUCUUUAAGGGGAGACACAUUGAUCCUGCUCUGGUGGGAUCACUCACAGGUGUCUAAAAACUCUGAAACUUAAUACAUUUUUAGGGCCUUUUAAUAAAAAAACUAACAUAAACAAUAAAAGUCUGUAAUGAUAAAAUACAUUAGAAUCCUCCCCUUCAUCUUCUGAGUCCCGAUGCAGUCAAUUCCCAAGUCAACGACGGAGUCAUCAGUGCUCAAGUCCAAGUUGAGCCACAAGUCAUAAGAGUUUCUUUCCUAUUGUAAAAUCGUCACUCGGUUCAACUUAUUUUGAUUGAUAUUAACCUAAUUUAAAUGUUGAAGGAUCUGUUUUAAAACGGUUUGGUAUUUCUUGUUAAAAAAAAAUGAAACCCUAAAUGGAAGCACAGUAAAUGUUCAGCUGAUCCUGUGACAUACAAACCUGCAGCCUGUUGCACCAGCUGAGUGUAAGUUCAAACGUAGCCUAGUUUGAACACAAUUUCUCAUUUAGGAGUUUACACUCUACUAACGUCAGCUGAGAUAGUUCCAACGUCAGCCUAAGUUACAACUUAAUUCUUACACUUACCUCCUAGUAGGUGUAAAGUCCUCCGUAGAGUAUAUCGGCUGCCAUGGCGCGUCGUUUUGAAAGGUGUGAUAAUUUGGAGGAGGAGAUACAGAGGGUUCUCCCAAAUAGAUUAUGUCUGCAGCACGAUAUCCGAGAGAGAUUACAUCCUUUGGAAAAAUAUGAUGACCAAGAUUUGCACUCCUGAGUAUUAACAUAUGUAGUAGUUGAUAAUUUCACCACUUGAUGUCACUAUUAUUAUAGGCCCUGUAGAUGAAGGAUUUAGGCUAUAGUCAUCACCUUACAUUAGUUUGUUUCAGCUGUUGGUCAGCUCCGAGAAGAUUCGGCACAAAAGAUAACAAUUCAUCAAAAUUGGUGCUUUCCUCUGAUUGGCUGCUGGAAGUGUAAACGUCAUAUCUGCAACAAUAUUUUGGUUAGUUUGGACGUUAUGGCCUACUAGUUAAGAUGAACCUUAUGUUUCUGUGGUGAAAUCAAACACCGACACAACUUAAGUUACAAACUAACUAGUUUCAACGUUUGGUUUAGGGUGGACUUUACACCCUAACUUCGGACUCAACUUAUGCACAGCUGGUGCAACAAGCUGCAGAGCUGGAAAUAACUUGAUUUGUUGACUUUGAUUGAUGUCAGUGGUGUUUUUUUUGUGUGAAGUUAAUUUAAGUUUUUUUUGUGCCACAUGGAAAUUAAUGUGAAACACUGUAAGCAAAUCAAACCUAAGACAAUUGCAUAUGUUUUUGGAAAUAUUAUACUCACAUGAUGUGUAUAAUUAUGUGAUUUUGAUAAUCAGAAAGCUGUAUAGACUGUCAGAAUAUGAAUAAAAAAGUAAAAAGCGUC
Notolabrus celidotus (New Zealand spotty) is the source of this 5490-nucleotide messenger RNA. RefSeq names its product putative helicase mov-10-B.2. The record is from RefSeq and is a predicted model, not a curated record. The coding region runs from base 126 to 3128 and encodes 1000 amino acids. NCBI's taxonomy places the organism in Eukaryota, Metazoa, Chordata, Actinopteri, Labriformes, Labridae. Gene Ontology annotation, molecular function: 5'-3' RNA helicase activity; RNA binding. The transcript is spliced from 23 exons.